Messenger RNA from Nothobranchius furzeri (turquoise killifish), 8920 nucleotides. The record is from RefSeq and is a predicted model, not a curated record. Lineage: Eukaryota; Metazoa; Chordata; Actinopteri; Cyprinodontiformes; Nothobranchiidae.
AUUUGAAGCAAGUAAGCGGUAGUCUACGCUAUUGGUUAGUUCUGGUCGGCGCUCCGUUUCCUAUUGCACAGAGCUGUGCAGGGCAGGGGGCGUGCUUAGCAAAAAAAAUCGUAUCGCUUACAUUUUAUCACAGUGCAUGAUAAUAUAAUCACUUUUACUGGUUUCUGAAAAAUCAUACAUAAUUUCUGUCACUCCGGAAAGCAGCUUUAAUUAUUUAAUUAAAGUAACUCUUCAGCGUCAGCCUGAGGAAAUUUGCAGCCGCAAACGAAACGUAGCGGGAAAACGGGUAACAAAACUGUUCUGUGUUUUAAAAAAGAACUACAGCAUGGAAUUACUCUUCAGCUGUUCCGUAAUAUGUGAAGUGCUGUGUUGAUCAUACACUGUUAAUCACUGGAAGCUGCAGUAGCCCUCUAUUCUCACCUAAAAGGGUUCUGUGGGAGCAGCUACAGUCGUGACGGUGUAAGGCACCCGCCACGACCCAUCAUCAGCGCUGUAAGGCCACACGUCCACAGAAACACUCGUUCUUGCUGCACUCUCAGGGUUAUGGUGACUGAGGAGAUAUGGUUGCAAUUUAAUACCCAUAUUGUCUGUCUUCCCAUGGGUUUAUGCAUUGUGAACUGCCAUGAUGCAAUGAAAUGUGGGAAAUCAGCAGCAGAGCAAUACAGGCAAGACUUGCAAGGAAUUUGCCCUCUGGUCUGAGCUUGGAUUGGUUGUCUGAUCCGCACGCUACUGAGCAAAAAGGCAGUUUUGCAGUCAGACUAAAUAGGGGCUUGUUCUCUUCAGGCAUCGAGUAGUUGACAAAAUCAAGAUGUUAAUCGUUGCUCUGAGCCAACAGUCACCUGACACUAAGAGAAAGGUUUUGAUGAGCUCGAGACUAGCUGUGCGAAAAAAACCCAAGCUUCCUGUGCCUGGACAGUCACGCCCAAACUCAGUUCAACUGCUUUGUCUGCACAGCUGGAAACAGAAAAAACUACUGGAAAUAAACCAAUCUGAGGAAGAAGAGCCCUGAUUCAGAUUAAUCCCACAAUGCAUUACUAAAGUCUUCCCUACAUUCCGGUAAAAAGCAAUGUUUUGGGGUGCUGGAUGCCACAACACCAAAAGCAGAGUGUCUGUGGGGCCCCUCCGCUUGCUAUGAUGGGAUGUCUGCAGCCUUCCGCUCUGUCCUGAGCUCUCCAGGGGUGUCAUGAACAUCUACAGAGACCGAGGGGUAACUUGCACCUCCUCAGACCUUCUGGACAGAGGCGGAGGGUUACCUCAUUACACUCCAUUUCGUCAAACCCCUAAUGGCCACCCAGUUCCUAGCCCAGCAGACCCAGCAGCCCAGCCUAGAGUCUCUGUGCCCAAAAUGGGUGUUCGAGCACAGAUUGCACAAUGGCCUCCACGUCGCGCACAGUCUCGGGAGUCUCUGCUGGAAAAUGGGCAAAAUGGUGGCAAUCAUUAUGAUGACUGCUCCACUUCAUCAUCGAUUUUGUCACUUGACACCAGACUGGUGCGGGGAGGGGUCGCCAGGUUGCCCCGAAGGUGGUCCAAGGAUGUGGAGUUCAGAGGAGGAGGGUUGGAUGGUGAAAGAGGCUCACCUUUCAGCCUUAGAGUGUUCCCACCUUUGAGACAGCGCUCCAACAGUGAAGUGACGCUAAGUGAACAAGAUGAAAAUGAAGUGGAGACUCGUGGAGGUGGUGGGAUGGGGAACCGGUUCAGAGAGUAUGGCAGCACCUCUUCGAUUGACGUCAAGGGUAUUCAUGAGCAGAGUUUUUUUGACAUGUUCCGCCAGUUCGACCAGGAGAGAUCUGAUCAGCGCAGCUCCGCACCGGCUGGAGAAGACAGAGAAACGGGAAGGAAGGAUGGCGCUGAGAGAGUCAGAAAGAAAAGUGGAGGGACGGAGUCAUCGUUGGGUACCUCCUCUUUGUUUCGGAAAUUUCGGAGUUCUAGUAGAGGAGAACUGGAUGGAGGAAAAGGAGAGACUAAUGAGGAUAGGGUAGGAAGAGUUCUCACAGAUGCCUCCUAUAAACCAUGGGUUUGUCCCAAGAGCUUUAUCCACUAUGAUGCUCAGAGCAUCCUGUUCGACCUCCAUGAGGCAGCGGCUCAGCGCAGCUUUGCAACCCAUAGGAGGAACACUGCCACGGGGGCAUCAGCUGCCUCAGUUUCUCUCUCGGCCUCCAAAUCUUCAGCUUUGAGCCUAAACGACCAUAUUUACUCCAGUAUUGAGAAUCUGACGCUGAACAUGGAUCACAGCUCCACAACAGCCUCUCUAACCAUGGACCCUGUGGAUGGGCCUGGGACCAACAGCUCAAGCCCACUCCUCCUCUCCUGUCCUCACUUUGUCAAUGAGGUAGGGGGGCACGGGGAGCGAAACAUCAGCUUCCUCAGCUCAUCAGCAGAACGAGGAGGACACGGAGAGGGAGGAAGGGGGUGGCUGAGGAAGAGUAACGCCAGCGUGUCGGUACUUGAGAUACCAGUCGAAAAGCAAGUAACACGACUGGAAAACCUGAAACCAUACAGCAUAGAGCAUGUUGACGAGGGGGCCAAGUACUACAGCGAAUACUUCAGUGGGAAAGAGCACUUAAACUACUUUGGGACUGACGAUAAGCUGGGCCCUGUUGCUGUGAGCAUCCGCAGGGAGAGACUGGAAGAUACCAAAGACCUGAAAGACCAGUAUCAGUAUCGCAUCAUAGUCAGAACUGGCGAGCUUGUGACGCUUCGAGGCUCCAUUUUAGAAGAUGCAGUGGCAUCCACUGGGAAACAUGGCACAGUUCGAGGUCUGCCUCUCAAGGAGGUCCUGGAGCAGGUCGUCCCCGAGCUGAAUGUCUCCUGUUUGAGACAAGCGCUCAACACUCCCAAAGUCCCCGAGCAGCUCCUUAAACUGGAUGAACAAACGUUGAGUAAGAAGCACAAAGUGGGUGUUCUUCUGUGCCGUGAGGGUCAGAGCUCAGAGGAGAGUAUGUACAACAACAAGGAGGCAACACCUGCCUUCUCUGCCUUCCUGAAGCUGCUGGGGGAUCAGGUGCUUCUCAAAGGAUUUGGUGGAUAUGCUGCACAGCUCGACACAAAAACGGAUUCAACAGGCACACACUCGCUCCACACUAAGUUCCAGGGCUACGAGAUCAUGUUCCACGUGUCCACCAUGUUGCCAUACAUGCCCAACAAUUUACAGCAGCUUCUGAGAAAGAGGCACAUAGGGAACGACAUCGUUACCAUAAUCUUUCAGGAGCCUGGAGCGGAGCCGUUCACCCCUCAAAACAUUCGCUCACAGUUCCAGCAUGUGUUUGUUAUAGUCCGUGUGCACAACCAUGACUCUGAUGACACCUGUUACAGCGUUGCUGUGACUCGGAUGAAGGAUGUGCCCUCUUUUGGACCCCCCAUCCCUACUGGAGUCACUUUUCGUGAUCCAGAGACUUUUCGUAACUUCCUGUUAGCCAAAAUUAUCAAUGCGGAAAACGCUGCUCACAAGUCUGAGAAGUUCCACACAAUGGCAACACGAACACGACAGGAGUAUCUGCAAGACCUGGCGGAGAACUAUGUCAGCAACACGCCGCUUGACUCAGCAGGAAAACUGAUCAUCUUCAUGUCACUCGCUUCUAAAAACCGCGAGCGCUCGAAACCACGAGAGGGUGCUGAGCUGGGGGCUGUCGGGGCGGUGGCCUGGAGAGUCCUGGCCCAAGACUUCAGUGGAGGAGGGAUGGAGCUCCCCUGUGCUUUGGGUAUUUCAGCUGAAUACGUGCUUCUGGUAGACUGCUCCACUAAAGAGGUGGUGUUUAACUGUUUCUGUGCGGACGUGAUCGGCUGGACGCCGGAGCGACUGGCGUUAAAGAUCUUCUACGGGAGGGGAGACCACAUCGCAGUGAGAGUACCAGAAGGGUGUGCACAGGACAUCAGGGAGAUGGUUCAGAGGUUAAAGUCACUGACGGUGGGAUGUGACACGGUGGACAUGACACUGAGACGAAACGGCCUGGGACAGCUGGGCUUCCACGUUUAUCUUGAUGGCACUGUGUCUGAGGUGGAAGAGUACGGCUUCGCCUGGCAGGCGGGACUGAGGCAGGGCAGUCGAUUGGUUGAGAUCUGCAAGGUGGCCGCUGUGACGCUGACUCACGAGCAGAUGAUCGACCUACUGAGAACGUCGGUCACGGUUAAAGUGGUCAUCAUUCCUCCAUUUGAAGAGGGCAAACCUCGCAGGGGCUGCACAGAGGAGUACGAUAUGAAGACAAGGGAGCAGAAACCUGAGCCAGAGCCUCUGGCAACAGGAUAUCGUCCCUCUCCUCGCCAAACCUGGCGGUGGGAAAGUUCGCCCAUCCCACCGGUGUUCAAUAAUGCUCCCAACUCGCAGCGCUGGGCCCUCAUGGCCCCCGCGCCUCUCCCUGUACAUCGCCCACACAAAUCCAUCAUGUCAGUUCCUCACAGAGAGCCACAGCACCACACCUCCAAGAGGCCCGUGAGCUACCCAGAGAACCACUACAGCCUGUCUCCUGCAGGAGGAGACAGAGUCCUGCCCUACAGAAACCCCUCAGCCAGCUUCUCCUCACCCUCCUCAGGCCUGGUCGGCCUCGUCACAAUGGCUUCACCUGGAAUGACACCAGGACCCUUUGUGCACUAUAAGCCUUCACCCGACAGGUAUGGACUGGCACAGCGCCCCCUGCUGACUAAUGAGCCCCAUUUCAGCGUAGAUGUCAUCUCCAGUGGAGAGUCUUCCUCUGGCUUCACCAGCCAGGAGAGCACCAUGGAGCGCUGCAAAACAGAACCCCUCUGGCACGUCCCAGCAUCAUCGUCAUCCCGAGGACCAGCUGGUGGAGGGGUGCAGAGGAGAGUAGUCAGACAGGAUGUCCUGGGGAAAGACUCUCCAAACAGACACUCGAAGGGUGAGACUCAGUACUCGAGCCACUCCAGCAGCAACACACUGUCCAGUAACGCAUCCAGCGGCCACAGUGACGAGCGCUGGUUUGAUGGAGGCGGUGUUGGUCUUGUUGACCUAGUUGAUCCUGACCCUGACCUUCUCAACAAAGGAGGCUCCAGUGACAGUGGCAUCGACGCCUCCAAUCACUACAACAAUCGCCACGGAAACAUGUCCAAUAACCAGUUUCACAAGGCCACGCACAGCUCUGCAACCUACAGCGGCAUCCAGGAGCUGUCCACGGGAAGGACCAUUGGUAGAGGAGAGGCUAAGAAACGAGAAUCUUCCCCACUCCUUCCAGCUGCUGACAGUCAGACCAAAGGGUACCUGACUAAGACUUUCCCACUUCCUGGCUCCAGCGUGGAGAAGAUAGAUCCUUUCAAACCCAGGACCUACACACCACAGGGUUACAAGACUCCAUCAGGAGAGAAAGCACGGCCUGUCCGAGCAUCUACGGCCACACCCACUUCAGCUCAGAUGAGCUCCACUCCUUUAUCCAGCUCCGCCCUCAAGGCCUUUUAUGGGAAGAGCAAAUCGACUGCAAAACAGACGGAAGAGGGCAACACCUCGUCGCUUUCUAACACAACUUCAACAUCCAGUUCUGACAGCAGCCACAGCAAGAAGCAUGUGGAUACAAACUCAAAGAACGUGUUUGGGCAACCUCGACUCCGAGCAUCACUGAGGGACCUGCGUUCUCCCCGUCGGACGUACAAGAGCACCAUCGAAGACGACCUAAAGAAACUAAUCAUCAUGGACGGCCCCGGAGAGAUGUCACAGACUGAUCUGUCUCCCAGACACAACCUGCAACGCACCUUUUCAGACGAGUCCCUGUGCAGCGGGCGUAGAGACGCUAGCUUCGCCUGCUCCGAGAACCAGAUGAACCCCACAGAUGUGCUGUUCACCUGCACGCUGCCCACCCGUAAACACUCAAGCUCCUCCAACCACAUGCAGAGCAAGAAGAUGCCACUCUCUGCAUCAGAGUUGUCCCUUACUGAGAUAAGAGACAAAGUCCCACCACUGAGGAGGCUCGAUCCUGGACUGAUGCCUCUCCCUGACACGGCCUGUGGACUUGAGUGGUCCAGCCUGGUCAAUGCUGCUAAAGCCUACGAAGCACAAAGAGCCGUUUCUGAGCCGCAACUUGGAGGUCCAGAGACGAGACCAGCCAACAGUCCGGUCCAGUUUCAGACUCCUCAGACGCCACGAACUACACCAACGUUCAGUGGUGAUGAGGUUCCCAACGAUUUGUCGGGUCGGCUUCACCACCUAGAGAUGAUGUUAAAACAGCUGAACAAUGACCUAGAGAAGGAGAAGCAGGAUAAAGUCGUCCUGCUAGCAGAAAUGGCGAACCUGCGAGAGAACAACCAGCGGCUGCAGGAGGAGAGUCAGACUGCCAGCCAGCAGCUGCGCCAGUUCAGCAAGCUCAUCACCAACCUCAACAAAUCGGAAAGUGACCACGAGGCUCGCACCCUUACUCACGACAGCAACUCAAAGAGAGAGUGAUGGACAGCUGCUGCAGACUAUGAAACUUGGGCUCGUGAGAACUACAAUAGAUCCAUGAUUCUUUGCACUUGCAGGUGUGGCAUAGGACACAGCGAUGUCAACCCCUCAGCUCACACUGAACUGCCCUAAUCCAGAACUGAUGAGGAAUAAAAUAAGCAGAAACAACAAUCUGGAUUUCUAAAACAACACCCUUCUGCCCCUCGUCUGUUCAAUGAGCCCCGUUUAUUUUUCUAAACUGAAGUGAAGACGUCUCACUGUUACGAUGCAUAUAAAUACAUUACUAUGCCAGAAGAGUGGCGAGGAGAGGAGAGCCCGACUGUUUAAGACAACACAUCACCUGGAGAGGCCUAAUACUGUUUCUGCAGCAAAUCAGACCAAAAUAAACUAGACUGCAUUUCCCAGAAUGCACCACACUGGGUUGGAAGGUCUACAGUGCUGUGGACAGGUGCCUGUGUGGUCCAAUUCUCAUGCAGCCACAUUAUCAACGUUGUACUGAAGGAAGGAGAGAUGUGUGACGGUACAAAACUCAGAAGCAUUCCUGCACAACAGUGUUUGAGGCAAGAAGAAUUUAAUUGUGUGUGUGUGUGUGUGUGUGUGUGUGUGUGUGUGUGUGUGUGUGUGUGUGUGUGUGUGUGUGGACAAGUGAGUGAUGAACAGACCUGUUUGCUGUAAGAUGAGACUUUUGGACCAUGAUUCUCUUCUGUCCUCUUGUCACGGACGAACCGCGACCCUCCUCACCUCACUGAUCAGAGCGUGAAACAUCAGCAUCAUAUCUUUUAUUGUCUGUAGUGUUUUGACUUGAAUUUCCCAGUUUUUAGCAGUGCCCUGUCAUCUCAGAUAUAAGCAUAAUGGAUCACUACUUUUAUCCUGAGUUAUUUUUGUGUUUUAAAGAAUAGUUGUGACAUUUAAAGUGUUAUGCUUCCUCUCUGUGUAAAAGGAGAACACCAUUAUUCACGGUGUCUCAAACAGAUGAAAAGACUUUUACAUACAAGUUAAUCAUGAUAAUCAGUACUGUAAAUUAUUGACACGUUUGAAAGGAAAGUGGGUGCCUUUUCACUUUAACACUAAUAUCGACUUGAACAUCCUUUUUAAAAUUAAUGUUGCUAUUUUCAAUCUGUCAGAAUUAAACCUAAAAACCAAAUUCAUACUGAAAGUUUGAGCCAAUAGCUCCAUCAAACUUAAACUCAACAGAAGGUUAAACAUAAUCCAUCACAAUGUCUAACUAGUCCUGUGGUUUUAAUCUAAAUGAAGCUUCUGGCAUAAAUAUGUUUGACUGGAAACUUUAACUGCACAUGAAAUUUACUGAACACUGAAUCUUCUUCAGGACGUGUGUGUGUGUGUGUGUGUGUGUGUGUGUGUGUGUGUGUGUGUGUGUGUGUGUGUGUGUGUGUGUGUGUGUGUGUGUGUGUGUGUGUGUGUGUGUGUGUGUGUGUGUGUGUGUGUGUGUCCAUCCCUAAACCUUGUAAUGAACCCAAAUGAACACAACAAAUGGCUUCCCUAAUGGUAAUAUUGUCUACCAUAUCUAUUUUCCUACAGAAAUGUGUCUUUGUUUGGAUCCUGGUACUUUAUGGACAGUUGUUUCCAGUAGUAGAUAAAUCUGAAAUGUUUCAGAUAAAUACAAAAAAAUGUGGUUUUGUAUUCAGAUGGACAUCAGCAGGAUUCCAGAUCUAAAAGCAGAUCAGACUUUCCAGCUUACUCAGGUUCCUUAAGAUGCUGUUAAUCACCCAACAUCGUCGCCGUCGGAGGGUUUGUGCUGCUGCUUGUACAGGUUUAGGCAUCCCUUUAAUAUUUGUGGUUAACGGGACUUUUUAAAAAGAAGACGAUGUUUGAACUGACUGAUGUGGAGAAUCUGCCACUUGGGCCAGAAACAGGAUUUUUGACGGUUCAACAGUUACUUUCCAUGAACUAACUAAAUGCUGUGAUGAGCUGUUUUUGAAUUUGUACUGUUGAUUUUCUGAAACCCAUCCCUCUCGCACAAGUAGGAACAAGUAGUUUAUUAUGGCUUCUAACUGGACAAGAAACUGCUCGUAUUUUUAUAACAUCAGCUUUAAUUUCCUCGUGUCUCUGGUCCACUGUACUCGAGGGUAGGAGCGUUCAGACCUCUCAGCAACAGGUGUUUAGUAAAGAACUCCAUCUUCAGCUGGUGGUUUUAUUUAGUCUUAAUCUUUCAUUUGCUUUCGUAAAAGGGGUGAGCUUUCUUUUUAUGAACAUAAACAAUCUGUGUAAUUUUAAGCUAUUUGAACAAGUCACUAAUUCUUUAUUGCUAACUGUAUGAUAGCUUUUUUAUGUUGAAUAUUUUUUAUAAUUUAUUUUUUAACACAUUGUUGCAGAACAUAUAAAGAUAAGAAGGUACUGUGUGUGUUUAUAUUGCCGUUUCAUCUUUGAUUCCUUGUCCGGUUCUCUCUGCUGUUGGCCGAAGAAUGUUCAGCAAACCAGACAUUUCUGUUUUCUUUGGGUUUUAAUGACUUGUACAUUUAAGUGUAAAUUAUGUUUUCAUUAUUUUAUAAAAAAAUAUAUUAAAAUAACUAUGAACAUUGA